AUGUUUUGGAUUAAAACGUCCACUCCAUUGAGUAAGGCCACCGAUAACAUUCUACCUCGGUUUACAUAUGUUCAGAGAAGUUUGGUCAGGAACAGUAUAGUCAAGAGGCCUUUCAGUAAGAAUAACCCUGUGUUCAGUGCCGAGACUGACAAGUACAAGGAUAAGCUACACAAGAUAAUCAAUAAUUCAAGGUUGCUGAGUAGACUGAACAAGAACCCGAGGUUUCAUCAAUAUUUCAAUACUGUCUCUGAGACAGGUACGAUCACGACACUAACCUCCUUUCUAGUACUACAUGAACUUACCGCAAUAGUACCGCUGUUCGGGAUGUGGUGGGUUAUCUACAAUCUCGAUAUACACAACGACCUAGAGCUCCCAGGUUAUCUAUCUGACCUCCUUGAGCGAUGUUCUAAAGCAAUUGACAAAAUAGUGGGUGACAAGUACGGACAGGACCUCGAUAGGCACCGGUUAAUCUUGUCUGGAGCAAUAUCAUACACCAUUGUCAAGCUACUGUAUCCAUUGAGGAUCAUAUUGAGCAUAUGGUGGGCUCCACAUUGCGGCCGUUUUAUAGUCACGCCCAUCAGAAAACUACUGAAAUACUUGAAGCCCAAAUGA
Nakaseomyces glabratus is the source of this 612-nucleotide messenger RNA. RefSeq names its product Mrx11p (gene MRX11). Gene Ontology annotation, cellular component: mitochondrion. Lineage: Eukaryota; Fungi; Ascomycota; Saccharomycetes; Saccharomycetales; Saccharomycetaceae. The record is from RefSeq and is a predicted model, not a curated record.